Blastocystis hominis is the source of this 540-nucleotide messenger RNA. RefSeq lists its product as hypothetical. The record is from RefSeq and is a predicted model, not a curated record. The transcript has 2 exons. The coding region runs from base 1 to 540 and encodes 179 amino acids. NCBI's taxonomy places the organism in Eukaryota, Bigyra, Opalinata, Blastocystidae.
AUGAUCGAUUUCACGAAUGCACCAGAGAUCAGGUCGAUCCUUGGUUUCGAAUCGGACAUCUUGGUGAAAGGAGUAGGUGGUUUCGGCGCUGCACAGCGUGUUCGACACGCUGGCGUUCAAGAACGAGAUCAGUUUCUGGCGCAAUCGGAACAACAUGGAGGGCUUGUCGGUUCGCACAGUGUUCAUGAACGUGUUCGUGAAUCUGAUCGUGCUGCUUUAUCUCAUCAACAACGAGACCUCCAUGAUGAUCCUGAUCUCCAACGCCGUGGGCCUUCUGAUCGAGCUGUGGAAGGUCACCAAGGCGGUGAAGAUUCGCUUCUAUUGGAAGGGGAACAUGCCGGUUCUUCGAAUUCGCGACCGCGCGACGUACAGCACGAGCAAGACGAAGGAGUACGACGACAUCGCGAUGAAGCAUUUGAUGGUGAUUUUGUAUCCGUUGGUGGCGGGGUACGCGGUGUACUCGCUGAUCUACGAGACGCACAAGUCGUGGUACGAUUGGAUUAUCACCUCGCUGACGAACUUUGUGUAUCUGUUCGGUAG